Messenger RNA from Ceratitis capitata (Mediterranean fruit fly), 3713 nucleotides. RefSeq names its product glutamate receptor ionotropic, kainate 2 (gene clumsy). Gene Ontology annotation, biological process: modulation of chemical synaptic transmission; monoatomic ion transport; synaptic transmission, glutamatergic. The transcript is spliced from 16 exons. NCBI's taxonomy places the organism in Eukaryota, Metazoa, Arthropoda, Insecta, Diptera, Tephritidae. Gene Ontology annotation, molecular function: transmitter-gated monoatomic ion channel activity involved in regulation of postsynaptic membrane potential; glutamate-gated receptor activity. The record is from RefSeq and is a predicted model, not a curated record. Gene Ontology annotation, cellular component: plasma membrane; postsynaptic membrane. The coding region runs from base 248 to 3553 and encodes 1101 amino acids.
CGCUUUUUUCAAAACUUUUACGUUUUUGUCAUCCGCCGAGUCUACGCUUUGCAUACACCAUUAAUGGGCGCAAAAAUUCUCUAAAUGUUGCAUUACGGUUUGAAUCUUUAAAUGCAACGGUCGUAUGAGAAAUCACAAGUGCGCGUGGUGCCUUAGUGCUUAGGAAAAAACAAAUAUUUUGAUAAUAUUUAAUUUUACAAUUUCUGAAGUGAAAUGUGUUAAAUAAAAGGAAUUAAAAAGUUACACAAUGAAAAUUUCAUUAUUUCACUUAAUCUUGGCGUUAAUUUAUGCGCUCGCCAAUGCAGCGGACGAUCGACCGCAAUUCAAUGUUGGUAUAAUUUUCUCCAACAAAAAUAAUGAAACCGAAAUCGCCUUCCGCACCGCCAUCGAACGCGCCAACGUCUUUGAACGCAGCUUCGAGUUGAUACCCAUUGUCGAGUACGCCGAUCUGGAUGAUAGUUUUAUUGUGGAGAAAACAGUGUGCAAAAUGGUUGCGCAAGGCGUUAUUGCUAUUUUCGGGCCGAAUACAGCAGGAGGCACAGACAUCGUCAGCUCUAUCUGCAACACACUCGAUAUACCGCAUAUAGUUUUCGACUGGACCUCAAGUGAAGCACUCGACGAUCGUCAGCACUCGACCAUGACACUCAAUGUGCAUCCAAAUAAUGUCUUACUCUCACGUGGCUUAGCGGAGAUCUUGCAGAGUUUUGGUUGGCGUAGCUACACCGUCAUUUACGAAACGGAACGAGAGCUCCAGCAAUUACAGGACAUACUACAAGUGGGUGAACCCACCAACAAUCCAACAACUGUACGUCAGCUAACUGAAGGUCCAGAUUUUCGACCAUUUUUAAAGAAUAUUAAAUUGUCUACCGAUAACUGUAUUGUGCUACAUUGUUCCACCGAGAAUGUCGUGAGCAUUUUGAAACAAGCAAAUGAGCUAAAAAUGUUGGGUGAAUAUCAGAGCGUUUUCAUUACCGUACUCGACACGCAUACACUAGACCUGAAGGAAUUACUCUCGGUUACCGCAAAUAUUACCACUGUACGCUUAAUAGAUCCCACCGAUUAUCAGGUUAAGAACGUGGCACAUGACUGGGAGGAGCAUGAGAAGCGUGAGAAACGUUAUUAUCGCGCUGAUCCGUCACAAGUGAAGACCAAUUUGAUUUUGGCUAAUGAUGCCGUUUACAUGUUUGCCAAGGGUCUCGCCGAACUUGGCAUCGCAGAAGAGCUUAAUCCGCCGAAAUUGGAUUGUCGCAAGAAUCGUGCUUGGCCGCCGGGUAGACGUAUACUGGAGUUUCUUAAAGCGCGUUCCGUGGAGGGCGCCACUGGUCGUGUCGAUUUCAAUGAGCAUGGCGAACGAAACUUUUUUACCUUACGGUUUAUGGAACUAACAUCCACCGGGUUUCUCGACUUGGCAACGUGGGAUCCAGUUAAUGGCCUAGAUUCACUCGAGAAGGAAGAUGCCAGUGAGAAGCGUGUAGGCGAGAAACUAUCAAAUAAAACUUUUAUAAUCACCUCGCGUAUUGGCGCACCCUUCUUGCUGAAUAGAGAACCAAAAGAAGGUGAAAUUCUACAGGGCAAUGCACGUUAUGAAGGUUAUUCCAUGGAUCUCAUUGAUGCCAUAGCCAGACUCUUGAAUUUCAAGUAUGAAUUCGUCCUAGCACCAGAUGGUAAAUACGGUAGUUUCAAUAAAAUCACGCAAUCUUGGGAUGGUCUUGUUAAACAGUUGUUGGAUGGUAAUGCCGAUCUUGGUAUUUGUGAUCUCACGAUGACUUCAUCGCGACGUCAAGCGGUUGAUUUUACGCCACCCUUCAUGACGCUGGGUAUUAGUAUACUCUAUGCUAAGCCCGAACAAGCGCCGCCGGAUCUUUUCUCUUUCCUUUCGCCAUUUUCACUGGAUGUUUGGGUUUAUAUGGCUACUGCAUAUUUGGGUGUUUCGUUGCUGAUUUUCGGCCUCUCUCGUAUGGCUCCGGCAGAUUGGGAAAAUCCUCAUCCUUGUAAGGAACCAGAAGAAGUGGAGAAUCUCUGGUGUAUGUCAAAUACCACAUGGUUAGCCGUUGGUUCGAUUAUGGGUCAAGGUUGCGAUAUAUUACCAAAAGCUGCUUCGACACGUCUGGUGACGAGCAUGUGGUGGUUCUUUGCCUUGAUGAUGUUGAAUUCUUACACUGCCAAUUUAGCCGCCUUCUUAACAAUGUCUAGGAUGGAAAGUUCCAUUAAAAGCGCUGAAGAUUUGGCGGCACAAAGUAAAAUUAAAUACGGUGCUUUACAAGGCGGCAGCACAAUGGGCUUCUUUCGGGAUUCGAAUUUUUCCACCUAUCAACGCAUGUGGACUGCCAUGGAAACAGCUCGUCCAUCGGUGUUCACACAAAGUAAUGAUGAGGGUGUGGAUCGUGUACUCAAAGGUAAAGGUCUCUAUGCAUUUCUUAUGGAAUCGACGACAUUGGAGUAUAUAAUUGAAAGGAAUUGUGAUUUGAUGCAAGUUGGCGGUUGGUUGGAUUAUAAAACUUAUGGCGUUGCCAUGCCAUUUAACUCGCCUUAUCGUAAACAGAUCAGUGGCGCUGUCCUCAAACUUGGUGAAUCUGGUACUUUGUCGGAGUUGAAACGUAAAUGGUGGAAAGAGAUGCAUGGCGGUGGUUCUUGUUCGCAAACGGAGAGCAGUAGCAGCGAUACACCGGAAUUAGAUUUAGAGAAUGUGGGUGGUGUAUUCUUGGUGUUAGGCAUCGGACUACUUACUGCUAUUCUUAUUGGUGUCUGUGAGUUUUUAUGGAACAUAAAAGCGGUGGCAAUUGAGGAAAAGGUUUCGCUCUCAGAAGCAUUCAAAGCAGAACUUUUGUUUGCUCUACGCUUCUGGAUACAAACAAAACCGGUCCACACUUCUUCCAGCAGUGGUGGCUCCUCUUCUACAUCCUCCUCCUCUUCUUCCAAAUCAUCCAAAUCUAGUAAAUCAUCCUCCUCUUCUUCAUCAACGUCUUCGAAACGCUCAAAACACUCGUCGAAAUCGUACGCCCGCUCCAUUUCUCAAAGCACUAAAAGUAUUACAAAUGCUACACAUGAUCUGGAAAAGAACGAAUUGUCUGUUCAUGAUAAGCUGCGUAAAAUAAGCUCGAUGUUUUCAUUAAAGUCUGCAAAGUCCGAACCAUCGGUUGCAGAUGUACACUUGGAGUCUCUUCCUGCUAUAAAAAAUAACCCACACCAAAAUCAUCAUCAGCAGCAUCAUCAUAAUCAUCAUCAACAACCAGUAAAUAAAUCCAUGCACACACAAAUGGUACGCGAAGUUGCUCAGCAGACUACACCACUCUCAGAGCAACAGUCGGUUGAUGAAGAUGAGGAGGAACAACAACAAGAGGUUGAAGAGGAACAACCGGCUCCACAGCCACAACCCAUCGAACGCCAUCAUCAUCAUCACCAUCGCCACCAUCAGCACAAACAUCACGAUCACAACCACCACAGUCCACAUGAUCAAGAUCAAGAACAACCGGGUAUGCAAUUAAUUGAACGCACACAAAAUGGUAAAAUGGCACGUAAUGGACAUGCCGCCGUUUCAGUGCAAGAGGUCUGAAAGAUUUGUAAAUGAUUUGAAUAUAGUUAAUUUUACAAGACACGUAACUUUGUAUAUAUGGGAAUCUACAUCCCCGUUAAUUGCCAAUCCCUACAUGGGAAUUACAUCAUACAUGUAUACAUACAUACAACAUAAGUAUGCAAAAUCAUUAAUCAUCUCU